CUCAUAUGAUUGAACACCGAGGACGGAAGGAUCGUUUGUUCUAGCAUCCCCAGGAACAGCGACUCGUCACGAGGGUACCUGUCAGAGGCUAGAUUAAGUCACAAGAUAAAAAAUCAAAAUGAAGGCGAACUUCUUCGGAGCGGUGAUUCUGUGUGCAUUAUCACUGACACAAGGAUCAGAAUAUAAGUACACAUAUGACAACAACGAAACCUGUAUUGAUGUGAAGAUGGAUGUUAUGUUUACUCUGAGUAAUGGAAAUGAAACAGUAAAAUUUGAUGGAAAUAAUUUCACUGUGACAAGCGGGGAUUGUGCAACUUUAGGAGAAUAUCAGGCAGUGUUACAUCUGAAAAAUUCAAAUGAAGAUUUGUUGACCUUGACUUUCAAUGCUCAAACUGAUUUAUCAGUGAACAUGAGUUCGAUGUUUACAUUUGGUCCAUUUGAAUUCUUUCCAGGAACACCCAUAGCAACUGCAAUAAGUUUGUUGGACACUGGAGACUUAAAACUUGGAGAAGACACCAAGCUAUACCGGUGUGAAUCCUCCCAGAGAAUGACCUUGACUGGGAAGCUGGAAGGCAUCACUUUUACAAUGUACAUGGAUAUGUCUAACGUACAGAUUCAGGCCUUUAAUAUAAAGAAUGGAACCCUCAGCUCUGACGUGUUUGUGUGUAGUGCUGAUCAGAUGACAUCUGUAGCACAAGAGACAACAAAGGCGACCUCAGAACCCACUAAACCAACAACAGAACCAUCAGCAUCUAAUGUAACAACAGUGGGUCCAUCAAAUGUAACAACAGUGGGUCCAUCUAAUGUCACAACGGAGGGCCCCACCACUGCACCCACAUCUAUGGCCCCCACCACUUCCCCAGUUCCUUCAUUCCCUCCAAUCUCCACAUACGAAGUCAUGGAGAACUCCACAGCCUGUCUCAUCAUGGAGGGAAGCUUCCAGCUAAAAGUGACUUACACUACAAGGGAUAAUACAACUACCAAUACAGUUGUGAAUGUUCCAGUGAGCAGUAAUGUCACUGUCACAGGAACAUGUGCCAGUGGAAAUGACAACAGUUCCAGUCUCACUAUCACACCAAAAGAUGGAGAAAUUAAAUCCUUAACAUUUAAUUUUGAAAUCAUGAAUGGAAAAUCUAACAUUAUAUCUUGGUUCGCCGAUGUGAAGAUCCCAGAUGCCAUGGAAUCUGAGAUCAAUGAAACAGUGAUUCAAAAUGUGGAUUUGUUAAGUCCAAAGUUAUAUUACAAGUGCAAAAAAGAAGGAAACUUCUCGGGCAAUACUCUGGCUUUUAUGUACAACUAUUUACAAGUGCAGGCCUUUAAUGUGGAGAAUGGGAAUUUUUCAAAAUAUGGAUAUGACUGUGCAGCUGAUGCUCCAGAUGAGCCGGCUCCAGGGAAACCCCCAGUUGAAACAUAUUUUGCGUCUGAUGGAAAAAAGAAUUGUGUUGUAUUUAAGGGAGGCAUCCAGUUCCACAUUCCUUAUAAUUCAACAAAGGGGAAUACAGUAGCAGUGAUUUUAGUCCCAACUAACGCCAAUUUUAGUGGUGAAUGCGACACAACUCUAAAUGGAUUAUACACUCAGGAGUUGACAAUCAGCUUUUAUGAAACCUGGGAAUUAAAAAUGUACUUCUCAUCUAACAAGAAGCAAAAUAAGACGGAUCUAUUAACAGCUGACGAGGGCGUGGGUAACUACGACAUCUCACAGAUUGAACUGACGUUUGACUACAACAACAACCUAUUUAUGAAUGUUGACGACAGCAUUGUUGGUAGAACUGAGACAGUGACUACCAACCAGACUUUCCUGUCAACAUCUUCAAGCAAGAGCUACAUGUGCAACAAAGACACCACCUUUGCUCUUGAGAAUGGAUUGUCUAUGGUAACCACUAAUCUUCAGUUCCAGGCUUUCAGAACUACAAACACAACAGAUUUUGAUGCUGCCACUGAAUGUGCAGGGGAUGAGGAGACUAACAGCAUUGUACCAAUUGCAGUUGGAGCUGCGCUAGCUGGACUGGUCAUCAUUGUCCUGAUAGCUUAUUUGAUUGGACGAAAACGAAGUCGCUCUGGAUAUGAACAGGUGUAAAAAUGACAUUAAUGCAGAAAUUCUUCUUCUUUUUUUUUUAACAAUUUACAAAUUUAAUUUUUUUGUUUUGAAAUAUGUACAUUUAUAUCUCUAAUUAUAUUUUAGAUUUGUCCCAAACAUACUAAAAUAUAACUAUGAAUAAAUUAAAUUUUGUUUUUUUAAUAAUCUCAACAAAUUAAAAAAAAGAGAGUAAAACAAAUUAAAAGGCUUUGAUGUACACUAAAUACUCAAAUUUUAAAUUUAUUUUUUGUAUUUAUACACAAACCUAAUAAUAUGAACAUUCCAAUGAGGAGGUUAGUUGUAUAUGUUUAACAUUAUGAAUGAAGUACAUGUGUACUAAAAUUAAAAUGUUUUGAAUGAGAAAUUCUGUAUAUUCUUUCCAUCCAUGAUAGAAGUUCAGAUUUUAUUUAAUUUUUACCAGGCCAAAUGUUGAUAUGAAUAUAAGCUAACUUUGAAUAUAUAUUCAUGGAAAGAAAUGAUAUGCAAGAUGUCAUACUUGUAAAAAAUUCUAGAUCUUGUUAAAUUAUUUCAUUUAAAUUCUUGGUUUUUGCUUUAGAUGGAUAUAGUAAGGAUUUAAAGUUUUAUACAUGUAUUAGUCCAAGCUUUCCUUUAGUCCAGGCUUCAAUUUUUUAAGAGGGUUUUGGUAGAAAUAAUUUAAAAAUUAAAAAAAAAAAAAAAAAAAAAAAAAGCAGGAGAACUUCAAAAUUGGUAGCUAUGGGGGAAAAUGAUAAAAAAAAACCCAGCCAUUUGUGUCAUUUAUUAUUGCACACUUAAGAAGCAUGCUAUAAGUUAUUGAUGUUUUCUGAUGCUCUAUGAUACAUUUUUCUUCUUUUUUUCUUCUUU
Saccostrea echinata is the source of this 2920-nucleotide messenger RNA. Its product is annotated as lysosome-associated membrane glycoprotein 1-like. The transcript has 11 exons. The coding region runs from base 119 to 2077 and encodes 652 amino acids. The record is from RefSeq and is a predicted model, not a curated record. Gene Ontology annotation, cellular component: membrane. Lineage: Eukaryota; Metazoa; Mollusca; Bivalvia; Ostreida; Ostreidae.